This is a messenger RNA of Nannospalax galili (Upper Galilee mountains blind mole rat), 5161 nucleotides long. Its product is annotated as zinc finger protein 709. The transcript has 4 exons. Gene Ontology annotation, biological process: negative regulation of transcription by RNA polymerase II; regulation of cytokine production; regulation of immune system process. The coding region runs from base 108 to 1418 and encodes 436 amino acids. NCBI's taxonomy places the organism in Eukaryota, Metazoa, Chordata, Mammalia, Rodentia, Spalacidae. The record is from RefSeq and is a predicted model, not a curated record.
ACCACCCCUCCUACCCCGCACCGCCAUGUUCUGCUCCGACUCAGCGGUGCGCCACACUCGUGACCCGCAGCGAUCUCGGCAGGAGAGGGGACCGGCGAGAGCGCGGGAUGGACGCAGUGACCUUUGAGGAUGUGGCUGUGACCUUUACCCUGGAGGAGUGGGCUUUAUUGGACGUUUUCCAGAAGAAUCUCUACAAAGAUGUAAUGCAGGAAACCUUUAAGAAUCUGGACUUUGUGGGAAUAAAAUGGGAGCACCAAGAUCUAAAAGGUCGCUACAGAAAUCAAAAGAGAAAUCUAAGACUCCAAGUAGUACAGAGACUCUGUGACCAUAAGGACAAUUGUCAAUGUCGAGGAACCUCCAGCCUAAAUUCAGGCAAUAUUGCAAAGAAGCAAACGCCUGGAUCAAAGCUUUAUAAACACCGUGUCAUUGGCCAGUCACCCUUAAAGAGGAAAAUUACAUCUGACUCAAAACAUAGGCCAUGUGACUAUGAGAAAUACCUAAAGAGAUAUUAUGAAUGUGAAAUAUGUGGUAAAGCCUAUGCAUGCUCCAGCUCCCUUACAAAACAUAAAAAUAUGCACAAUGGAGAGAAACCAUAUAAAUGUACGCUGUGUGAGAAAACCUUCGUUUAUCGCUAUUGUGUAGAAAGGCACAUGCUAACUCAUGGUCCACCCAAGACUUAUAAAUGUAAGGUAUGUAAAAAGGUAUUUUCUUCUUCCAAGUCCCUUCGAGAGCAUAGAGCAUGUCACUCUGGAGAGCUGCCCAAAUGUAAGGAAUGUGGGAAACUAUUCUGGACUUCCAGUUCCCUUCACAUGCAUAAAAGGCUUCAUACAAGAGAAAAACUGUACGAAUGUAAGUACUGUAGGAAAGCCUUUGGGAGUUACUGCUCUGUCACCUUACAUGAAAGGGCUCACACUGGAGAGAAACCUUAUAAAUGUAAACAGUGUGGGAAAACCUUCAGACAUUCCAGCCACGUUCAAGCACACGAGAGAAUUCACACUGGAGAGAAGCCCUAUGAAUGUAAGACGUGUGGGAAGACGUUCACUAAUGGCCACUGUGCUAGAAGACACUUGGCAACGCACAGUGGAGACUGGCCUUACAAAUGUGACGUGUGUGGCAAAGCCUAUCUUUAUGUUUAUUCCCUUCGAAACCACAAAAAAUGCCACACCGAAGAGAAACCCUAUAAAUGUAAGCAAUGUGGGAAAACGUUUAAAUGUUCUGCUUCCAUUCGAAACCAUGAGACCACUCACACUGGAGAGAAACCAUAUGAGUGUAAAGUGUGUGGGAAAGCCUUCAGUUGUUCCAGUUACAUUCAAAAUCACAUGAGAACACACAACGGACAGCCCUAUAAAUGUGAAAAAUGUGGGAGAGCAUUCUCAUAUUCCAAAAGUCUUCGAAGACACAUGAAAAAACACAGUUGAUUAGAGAUGGAUGAUCCUAGUAAAUGUAAGUGAUAGAGAAUAGUAGCCUUUGCACAUUCCAGCUCUUCAGAUGAAUUUGAAAAAAGAAUCACAGUGGAGAAUAAGCCUAUGGAUAUAAUAUGUGUGGAAAAGCCUUCAAUCAUUUCAGUCACAAGUACUUGCAACAAUUCGAUGUACUGAAACCCUGUGAGUUUAAAGAAUGCUGGGAAACAUUCUGUCAGUUCCUUUCAGUGUCUGAGGGUCCCCACUGGAGAAAAGUACUACACAGGGGACAUGGACACUUUUCCAUACCACCUUUUUUUUUUUUAAAGAAUGUCUUUUAAUUCAUACAUGUACAUAGUGUAUCUUGAUCAUAUCCAUCCCAAGGUCACCCAAGACCCUCCUCAACAAUCUUUUUUUUUUUAAUGUGUAUGUGUGUAUUGUCUGCAUGUAGGUAAGUACACCCAUGUCCUGCAAUGCCCUUGGAGGUCAGAAGAGGCUGUGGGGUGCCCUGGGACUGGAGUUACAGUUUUUAGCUGCCAUGUGGGUGCUGGAAUUCAAACCCGGAUCUUCUGCAAGAACAGUCAGUGUUCUUAACCGCUGAGCCAUCUCUCCAGCCCCUUCUCUUUUUAAGUGACUCUGCCACAAUGUUGGUUUGAUCCUAUGCAGGUAACCACAGCUGCUCUGAAUUCAUGGAUGCAACAUCCAUGUCAUGUCUAGAAGACAUUUCACAGCACUCCUCAUCAUCCAUCUCUUACUUUUUUUUUUUUUGAGACAGGGUCUCCUUGUAGCUCCAGCUGGCCUAGAACUCGCUAUCUAGACCAGGCUGGCCUUGAACUCACAGAGGUCGACCUGCCUUUGCCUCCCAAUCUCUUACAUUCUUUAAGCAAGGGUGUAUGAGAGUUUUUAAGAUUAUUUUGCUGUUUUUUUUUUAACUUGAAGGACAGUUAUGCUGUGGUGCUCAGGUUGUGUCUGAACCUACUGUGUUCAGUCAGGAUUCUUGCCUCUCCAAUAUAAGUGGGGCCACAGGUGCCCACCGCCAUGCCUGGGCAGUGCAUAAGUUUAAUACAAGUGUUUUCUUUUGCCAAGAAAUUUUACUUGUUCCAUUUUAACAGAAUUAUAUUCAUGCAUAAGUUGAAAUGUAGUUCAAGAGCCAGCAAGAUGCUCAGCAGAUAACUUAGGUUCAAUUCCCAGAUCCCACAUGGUGGAAGGAAUGCUCCAACUCCUGCAAGUUUUCCUCUGACUUCCACACACAUACCAUAAUGCAUGUGCAUAUUAGUUAAUUAACUAAUUAAUUAGAUGUAAAAUGAAACUUUAAUGAAAAGCAGUUCAAAUAUGUGUAGGUUUAAUCAACAUAAUUUUUAAAUAACUGAUUUAUGGGCUAGUGAAAAAUGACUGUAAAUGUUUUCAAUUUUGUUGUAAGCCUCAACUGGCUGGUUGUGGCUUCCUUCAUCCCUUAUUUUGUAUAUUCCAACCUUUGUCUCCUAAUGAAAAUAUUAUCCUUUUUUUCUUUUUGGCAUGUUUACUGAAAAAUAGUAUCACUUUGUACAUUUGUCAUGUUUCUCAUAAUGUCUCAAUGUAAAUUCUAACUGUCCUCGGGACUUAAUUGUGUCUGUGUGGGUACAUGCAUGUGAGUGCAGCUGCCCUUGGAGGCCAGAAGAGGGCGUCAGGUCCCUAGGAGCUAGAGUUACAGGUGACUGUGAGCUGUCCAGUAUGGGUGCUGGAAGCUGAACUCUGGUCCCCUGCAGGACCAGCAGGUGCUGAACCAUCUCCAGCCCCUUUGUCAUCUGUUUUGGGGAAAUUUUUUCACCUAGCAGUAGUCAUGCCUCAAAUAACCUCAUAGCCUCCAAUACCGCCACUAUGCAGAGCUGUGUUAUUUACUUUGCUUUGAACGUUGACCCUCAUACUUACCUGGCAGGGGAGACGCCAUGAUCAAGAAGGUGGUAUUCCCAUAGAUGAGACGAUAUAUGCUGACCCUGCAAUUUCCCCAAAUGUGAGAAACUCAACUGCUUAAUUUGUGGUGUGGUGGACUGAGUCCUUUAAAAGGAAAACUGACUUUCAAUAGGCUUGUUGCUAAGCAAUGUAGUGACUGAGUCGCAUGUUUAAGGCCCUGAGUGCCAUUUCAGUGCUAUUCCCCGGCAGUGAGAAAGUAAGUAAAUGUGUGACUUUCAGUUAAGAUAGCACUGCAAUACAAUUCAGAGUGGGAGAUGAAUGUCUUGGUUGAGUUCAGUGUGGGAAAUCCAGAACCCUUUCCCUUGAUAGUUCCAUGUUAGAGUUUGCUAGGGGCUUAACUUAAGACAGUAUGAGGAAGACAUUUGUCGUGUUUGAGCCUCAGAGUGCCUAGAGACUGCCAGGUAGACCUGGCCGUCCCAAUACCAUUUUCCAAUUCUUUUUGUGUAUGAGUGUGGGGGUCUCAGGACAGUUUGUGGGAGUCAGUUCUCUGCUUCCACUGUGUGGCUGCCUGAGAUGAAGUUUGGGCUUAGCCAAAGUGCCUUUCCCUGCUGAGCCAUCUUACCAGUCCAACUUUUCUCAACCUAGGACAUCUUCAUUUCCAUCUUAAGAAUUAAAAUACUUUUGGGAGGCAGGCAGAUCUCUGAGAUCAACAUUAGCCUCGUAUACAUAGUGAUUUCCAGGCCAGCCUGGGCUGCAGGGAGACCCUAUCUCAAAAAGACACCCCCCCCAAAAAAAAGACAAUAUUUAACAUACUAAAUCCCUGUGAAAGGUUAAAUGCCACCCCCUUACCACACCAGGGUCCCAUGUGUUGUCAAAGAAGGUGUAUAAAGUUGAAUGUAGGUAUUCACACACACAGGCAAACUUGGGUCCAAAAAAUAUAAAGUUUUUUUUUUUUCUCCUAGAGAGAGGAAAAUGCAUCCUUGGUUUAGUCCUUGUGUACUGAGGCUGGCUCCAGUGUUUGGAUCUGCUUUUGCUCUUCUGACUCAUCUAGGUUGGCUUUGGAGCAUGUGUGCAUGUAUGCUUGAGUAAUGCAUGCAAUUGAGUGUACGUGUUCAUGCAUGCAGAGGCCAAAGUGGGAUGGCAUGUGUCUUCCUCUGUCGUGCCCCACAUUACUGUCCUGAGACAGGAUCUUGCUGUACCAAAAGCUCACGGGUUUUUAGAUUAGGCUGCUGGUCAGCUAGCUCUUGAGAUCCAUCUUUCUCCAACCCCCAAUGCCACAGGCCCAUGUAGCUGUGUCAGCUCUUAUGUGAGUCCUAGAGAUUCAAACUCAAGUCCUUGUGCUUGCUCAGCAAGUGCUUUUAUCCAGUAAGCCAUCCCUCCAGCCUGCUUACUCAUUAUCUAAAUGCUUAAAGAACUAGAGAGGUGGCUCAGCGGAUAAAGGUGCUGCCACCAAGCCAGAGUUCAAACUCUAGGACCCACAUGGUGGAAGGAGAGAACCAACUCCUGCAAGUCGUUUUCUGACCUCCACACAUGCACAGUAAGUAAAGAGUAUUGAAGUAGCAGGAACCAUUUCUGUGUUCUACCAGAAUCCAGUGCGUGUUAUUCCUUUGACACACAGACUAACGGGCUUUCUUUUCAAUCCCAUUGAGCACUGGUGCAAUAGGAGUUAGACAGCCACUCAGUGCGUUUCUCAUCUCUCACAGACCCACUUUGAAAAAGUGAUCUUGUUUUAAAUUCUUUUGUGAACUGAAAAUUUUUCCCCUUCUGUUCAAAACUGUCAAAUAAUUCUAUCAUAAUGGUAUUUAAUAUGUAAAUUGUAUUGCUGUGCAUCAAGUAUGAUUUUAAAAAUUAAAGUAAAAUAAAUGCUGAAA